GCAAAGGUGGUGAAGUUUGAUAUACAUAAUUCAAAAUUUUAGACGGAAUAUUUUAAAAGAAUUAAAACACAAAGAAGAUGAACUACUCAACUAGCGGCUUCAUCUUCUUCAUGAUGACGAUGAUCAUCUUAUUCCGGCCUUCAACGGCUAUUAUUGACGACGAAGAAGCAGAAAUUAAUAAUCCUUUGUAUGAGCUUUCAAGCAGAGAAGAGUUGGUAAGGCUGGCUGGCUAUGGAGAAGAGAAGCUAUCGACUGUUCUUGUCACAGGCUCACUUCAUUGCAAUUCAUUUCCUGUUUCAGGUGCUUCGGUGGCUAUCAGGUGCGGGAAGUGGAGCCAAGAAAGCUCUGCUGCAACAGAAGCAGAGACUGAUGUAUACGGAGAAUUUCAAAUUGAUGUUCCUUCACAUCUCCAUGCAAUUCCCAACUUAGGUACAGAAUGUUCACUUAUUGUUCUGAGAGUGCCCAAACAGUCGGCUUGCUUACCCACCAUCACCGAAACCAAAAUGCUGACAUUAUUAUUAGCCCGUGAUGGUGUCCGCAUAUACACCGCAGGAGAUGUAAGACUUUCUAAACAGAGCACAGUUUCAUAUAGAUGAAGACAGAUGACAACGGCUCAUUUGGAUGGCGCUUCAGUCACAGAUAUGAGUUUCAAUGAUUCGAUUACAGUUUACAGUUUAUCAGUAAUGGUGCAGCAUUCUUGUAAAUGAUCAUGAUAAUAACAAAAUGCUGCAAACACACACACACAUAUAUAUACAAGAGAGAUAUGUUUGAUUGAUUACAGAUUCUGCUACCAACAAACAAGCUAUUAUCUACAUUUCAUAGAAACGGAAAAUGCUGAAAUAGAUACGGAAAAGAAUGUAAUAUUUUUACAAUAGUAAGUUGUAAAUAUAAAGUUUCGGAGUUUCAUAA
Mercurialis annua (annual mercury) is the source of this 909-nucleotide messenger RNA. RefSeq lists its product as uncharacterized. The coding region runs from base 78 to 596 and encodes 172 amino acids. The record is from RefSeq and is a predicted model, not a curated record. The transcript has 2 exons. NCBI's taxonomy places the organism in Eukaryota, Viridiplantae, Streptophyta, Magnoliopsida, Malpighiales, Euphorbiaceae.